Zymoseptoria tritici IPO323 is the source of this 1481-nucleotide messenger RNA. RefSeq lists its product as uncharacterized. Gene Ontology annotation, biological process: rRNA processing; DNA-templated DNA replication. Gene Ontology annotation, molecular function: protein binding. The transcript is spliced from 2 exons. The record is from RefSeq and is a predicted model, not a curated record. Bases 12 to 1481 code for a protein of 489 amino acids. Gene Ontology annotation, cellular component: nuclear pre-replicative complex. NCBI's taxonomy places the organism in Eukaryota, Fungi, Ascomycota, Dothideomycetes, Mycosphaerellales, Mycosphaerellaceae.
AUCACCUCCAGAUGCUCGCGGAGCACUUCAUCGCCUCGACAGGCGUGCCCGCAAAGGCGCCUGGUCCGAACGUCGCCAAAGAUGCGGCCAUCUUCCUGCACGAAUUUCAACCGCUGGCAGCCCAGCGAUCCAUCUUCAAAAAGUCCGCGACGCCGCCCAACUGCUUGGCGGUCAGCGAAAGCCACAUCUUCGCUGCACAAGCCGACAAAGGUGUCGUCCACGUCUACAAUCGACUGAAAGGCAAUCAGGAGGCCAUUGUACCAUUCACUGAAAAGCUCGCAUCGAUCACUCUGGCAUGCGACGAUUCGGUGUUGGUAUUGGGCACCGCUGAAGGUAGGAUCUUCCUGUGGGAGACUUGCACGGGCAGACAGAUCACAACGAGUCAAGCCCAUCUCCAGGCUGUGACCGCGCUGGCUGUGGAUGCGAGCUCAAAUUUUCUGCUUUCGGCUUCCAAAGACUCGACUGUUCACGUUUGGUCACUACCAGCUCUGCUAUCCUUCUCUACGACAUCAGCCGUCUCUCCGCUGCGCACAUUCUCGUCACAUCGAUCUGAGAUCACGUCUUUGACGUUGGGCAAUGGCGCGUCAAAUUGCAACUUUGUCGUCUCGAUAUCCAAAGACAAAAGCUGCCUGGUGUGGGACUAUCACAACAACAAUCUCCUCAGAACGUAUCUGCUACCUGGAGUUCCGCUUUGCCUGGCUUUGGAUCCGGCUGAUCGAGCAGCGUUUGUUGGAUACGAAGACGGCACUUUGCAACAGCUCGACCUUCACACCUCCUCGAACGGCGCGCUCGAUGCCAUUCAAAACGGCUCCAACCCAACAGAGCCAGUGCAACCACCGGCAUCCACUCGGUGGAAGCUUCCUGAAUCCACGCACGGUGCCGCAUUGAGCUUAAGCAUCUCUUUCGACGGCAGCACGGCCAUCUCUGGUCAUCAGUCUGGGACAAUUCUCGCAUGGGACGUGCCUCGUGGAAGCUUCGUCUCCACGCAAACACAACUACCACUGCCAGGGCCCGUCAGCAAUGUCCAAUUUCUACCAGUGACCGGAUUUGCUGCUCGAGACCAGAGAACGACGAAAAUAAACGAGAUUGUAAAACCAAAAUUCGGCGCAUUCGACAGCUCUGACAGAGACAGUGUGCCCGGCAACUACACUCUGCAAGUUCAGUUCCCGACCGACAUUGCUUCUACAAACGCUACGAAGCAGAACAACAGCUUUUUGGACGCUCUGACUGCGCCAGCUUUUCCGCUGGCGUUGCUAGACGAAGGCCUCAAUGAGUUGGCAUCGUGGAAGAAGAGUCCAAGCACACAUGCGAAUGGCGCAGCAAAUCUUGAAGCAUUGAGAAGAGUGCAGCAAAAGAGUCUGCAGAAGAUUGUGGCUCUCAGUGAUGAAAAUAGUAUCCUUCAAAAGCGAGGUCAGCAGAAUAGCGGCGCAUCCGAUGCUACAAGUGAGGAAGAAAGCUCAAGCGAGGACGAUUCGGACUGA